ACCCACGUGAGCAGCCCGGAUCCAGACAGAGCGGUCCCAGCAGUCCUUCUCCUGGCCCCUCCUGGUCACCCCCAUCCCUCCAAGGAAGACCACCAGCUGACUGCCCACCUCAGAGAUAGAGACAUGAAGUGUCUAAAGAACCUAGUUUCUGAUAUUUAUAAGUCAGGCCACCUGCAUUUCUUCCAUCCUUUGAGAAACCAUGGCCUGUGACCCUGACUUGCUCCCUGGCAGCUACCCCUUCAGGAGGACGUGGUCUCAGCAGGUCCCACCCCUCACCUGUUUUUUUACACCUGGCCCUCUGGUGUAAGAGCUUGUAACCCUCGCCUUUUUCCACCUCUUGAUCCCAGUUUGACUCUCUGUACUCUUGACCACCCAAGCCCUUUGUACACCAAGGUAGUAGUAGAUAAAUAAAUACGUACAUCAAAGAAGGCAAACAUUUUUUCUCCUGAUUUAUCACAUUUCCCCAUUUUAUAAAAAUGCCCUGUAAUACCCCCAGUUGCCCAAGAUUUCUGUAGUUGUCUGUUCAAAAUAUCUACAGACUUUAUCUAUAGGUAGUGAAAUGGGAGUCAGGAGACCUGGGUUUUAUGCUCAUGUUCUGCCACUAACCAGCCUUGUGUGAUGUGUGUAACUUUUAAGGUCUCCUUUAUUAUUUUUAAAAAAUCUGUAACAUAAGAACCUUAAAUGAUCUCUCAGGAUCCUAUAAAGUUUGGACAUUUUAUAAUUCUGUGGACUUACAGCGAGGUUACCUUGGAGCUGAUGCAGACAGUGGGGCAAACGAAUUGCCUAGUCCCAUCGUCCUUGCUGGGUGGACACAGCCCAUGGCCAGGUGGGCUGGGUGGACAGUUACUGGCCAACAUCCUGCCAAGAACAAGCGUCCAAAGGAGCCCGGAGAGAACCGAAUCAAGCCUACCAACAAAAAGGUGAAGCCCAAAAUUCCUAAGAUAAAGGACAGGGACUCUGCUGAUCCAACGCCAAAGACACAGUCUAUAAUGACGCAAAUGAUGGAUAAAGGUCGCUUCCAGAAACCCGCUGCUACCCUGAGCCUGACGGCAGGGCAAACUCUGGAGCUUCGAUGUAAAGGGAAUAAAAUCGUAUGGAGCUAUCCUGCAUACCUCGACACCUUUAAGGACACCCGCCUCAGUGUGAAGCAGCACGAACGCUAUGGCCAGCUGACCCUGGUCAACUCCACCGCAGCCGACACGGGCGAGUUCAGCUGCUGGGGACAGCUCUGCACCGGCUACGUCUGCAGGAGGGACGAGGCCAAGACAGGCUCCACCUACAUCUUCUUCACAGAGAAAGGCGAACUCUUCGUACCUUCGCCCAGUCACUUUGAUGUCGUCUACCUGAACCCGGACAGGCAGGCUGUGGUUCCUUGCCGAGUGACCGUCCUGUCGGCCAAGGUCACCCUCCACAGGGAGUUCCCGGCCAAGGAGAUCCCGGCCAACGGAACGGACAUCGUUUACGACCUGAAGAGAGGCUUUGUGUAUCUGCAGCCUCACUCCGGCCACCAGGGGGUGGUCUACUGCAAGGCGGAGGCGGGGGGCAAGUCUCAGAUCUCCGUCAAGUACCAGCUGCUCUACGCGCAGGUUCCCAGUGGCCCUCCGUCAACGACCAUCUUGGCCUCUGCGAACAAAGUGCAGGGGGGAGAUGAUGUGAGUGUCCUCUGCACAGUCCUGGGGGAGCCAGAUGUGGAGGUGGAAUUCAAGUGGACCUACCCAGGGCAGAAGGAUGAAAGGCCCGUGACGAUUCAGGACUCCUGGCGGCUGAUCCACAGAGGACUUGGGCACACCACACGGAUCUCCCAGAGUGUCCUGAGCAUUGAAGACUUUGAGACCAUUGACGCAGGUUAUUACAUUUGCACUGCUCAGAAUCUCCAGGGACAGACCACAGUAGCCACCACUGUGGAGUCUUCCUGACUUGGAAGAUGAAGUAUAAAUGAACUGACGGAAAGCCCACUGGUGUCCGCAACCAGCUCCGGGGUUCUUUGUCUUUGCCAGGGCCAAACCCCAGGCUCUGCCUUGAGUCAGACCCAGACCUCCAAACUAAAAGGAAGUCAUCCGGUCUAAUUAUAGAAGUGUUAACUCUCCUAGCAGAAAACAUGUAUUCUGACUGCUGACCUACGUAUAUGCAUUUCUAGUGCUUCUACUCAGAAGGCAUAUAUGUAAACAACUUAUAUAAUCAUUUCUAUUAAAGAAGCAAGUUUUUGUAAAAAGUUAAAAAAAAAAA
Molecule: messenger RNA, 2226 nt
Organism: Odocoileus virginianus texanus
Lineage: Eukaryota; Metazoa; Chordata; Mammalia; Artiodactyla; Cervidae
Source: RefSeq, a predicted model, not a curated record